Molecule: messenger RNA, 1232 nt
Organism: Saccostrea echinata
Lineage: Eukaryota; Metazoa; Mollusca; Bivalvia; Ostreida; Ostreidae
Product: oxytocin receptor-like
Exons: 1
Coding region: 11-1096 (361 amino acids)
Biological process (GO): neuropeptide signaling pathway
Cellular component (GO): membrane
Molecular function (GO): neuropeptide receptor activity
Source: RefSeq, a predicted model, not a curated record
GACAAAUGUGAUGAUGGAGUCUGCACGAAAUUUUUCUGAGCAACAUUCGGAACGAUUACUCCCCAAUACGAUCGCAAUAUUAAUUGCUGCUGCCUUUGGAAUAUUCGGAAACUUUCUUGUUAUUUUGGUGUACUCUAGAUACGUACAGGAUAAAACGGCUUCUCGGUUUUUCAUUCCAAUUCUGGCAUUUGUGGAUCUUGCAGGAUGUAUUUCAAAUGUGAUCCAAUAUCACAUUGACAACACCAUGCGUUAUCCUAGUGAGAUUUUAUGUAAAAUUUUUAGUUUUUUAAUCAUUCUGACAGGAGGGAUGUCAGCGCACUUAAUUUUUGCGAUAGCAUUACAGAGAUAUUUAAUCAUCUGUCGUCCGUUUGGUCCGCAAAUGACAACAAAAUCAUGCAAAAUUGCUACCAUGAUUAUAUGUCUAAUAUCGGUUGGGUAUUCCGCUCCAAUUGUGAAAUUCAGCGGUAUACAUGAACCCUCUUCGGUAACAAUGUGUCAUUUCGAUGAUGGAACCAACGGAAACAGUGUAAUGAUCCCGUAUUUUGGAACUUUUCUUAUUCUUUCUUUUAUAAAUAUCAUCGUUACUUCCGCUCUGUACAUUCCUGUAAUCAAGACUAUCUAUAAAACACUGUCACCCCCCAAACGAAAUCGAAUCAAUACUAUCCCAGACGACAACACUAUUAUCUCAUCUAAAGAAACACAGGAUCUUAGUUCUGAAAAUACUGGUAUUACAAUGGCGGAUUUACCACAAAAUAUUCUGCGAACUCAUAAUACUGAACCCUCAAACACCUUAACGACCGACGGAAACCGGGAACAAAGAGCGCGGAGGAAUAUCAGUGUCAUGUUUCUCGUCAUCAUUACUGUCUACGUAGUUUCGUAUCUGACGUCACUAUUUACGCAAGUCUACACUUUUGUAGACCCCGAAAUGGACCUGAGAGGGUUCAAGUUAAAUGUGUACGAUUUCUGUCUGCGUUUUAACCUUCUGAAUCACAUUGCUAAUCCAUAUAUUUACUGGAUUUUUGACAACAAAUUCAGAAAUGAACUUCGGUUGUUGUGCUGCGAGAAAUUUUUCAGAAGAUAUUCGUUUUCAUUGUAAAUUUUAUGUCCCAGUCUAUACAUAUGAGGAGUUGAUAAUUUCAAGAUUAGUUUUUCCGUAUACAUCUAAUACUACUUUUAAGAAUUAAAUUCAUUCAUGAUCAUUUUGUACUACAUGUACACCUUCUAUAUCCUAU